Messenger RNA from Debaryomyces fabryi, 2145 nucleotides. RefSeq lists its product as uncharacterized. Gene Ontology annotation, cellular component: ESCRT-0 complex. The transcript has a single exon. The record is from RefSeq and is a predicted model, not a curated record. Gene Ontology annotation, molecular function: phosphatidylinositol-3-phosphate binding; ubiquitin binding; metal ion binding. Gene Ontology annotation, biological process: protein targeting to vacuole; protein transport to vacuole involved in ubiquitin-dependent protein catabolic process via the multivesicular body sorting pathway. Lineage: Eukaryota; Fungi; Ascomycota; Pichiomycetes; Serinales; Debaryomycetaceae. Bases 1 to 2145 code for a protein of 714 amino acids.
AUGACGGAAUCUAAUAAUGUCGCUAGCGACGGAACUACGGACGAAGAUAAGGGGGGAAGCGGCGAAAUGAGAAAUGAUGGUAAGAGGAAUACUAAAUUCACGAUAUCGACGCCUAGUUCGCCGGCAAAAGAUGUUGUUGACGAGGGACAAGAGGUGAAGCGUGAGGGCUCCGGAGGUGGGGAUGGGGAUGAAGAAGGAAAUCGGGCACAAGAGUCACAAUUGGAUGAAGCGUCUCAGAAUUACGACAAACAGACGGGACAGGGGGACUUGAUGUUCAAGAAAAAGGACGUGAGGAGGUCGAGAACGCAGUCUUUUCAGUCGGUGCUUUCGUCCGCGUCACUAAAGUCGUUGAAACAGCUGUAUACCAAUAACCAGCAACAGGGACCACCAGGACAACCGCUGCAGAGAACAAACAGUUAUAUAAGUGCACAUAGUAACCCGAAUACGGUGAAGAACUUCCAAUCUUUUAUCCAGGCACCUGUGUUAUCGAGCAUAUCAAACUUGAAGAGUAAUGGUGACGACGUCGAAAUAGGCCAAAGACUUCCCUUUAGUAACCAAUCAGGGAACGGUCUGGGCGAUGUUAAUGGAACAGAUACUGGAAACAAAGGGUCGUCGUCGUCUACAACGUCGUUGAAUGACGACGAGGCAGCGGACCAAGAUAUCAUGAUGCAGCAGCAAAAAUUAACCUUGAAUGCAUUGAGAAAGUUGACCUUGUCUCCGAUGCCCAUAAUUAACACCGAAGACAGCUUGCCGCAAAGAAAGCUGAUAUCUCGAAAAUCGUCGUCUAAAUUGACCGACAAAUCUACAAGGAACUCGGAGCCCUAUCAACCUGCAGAAGUCGAUUUAUCGUCGUUUGCGAGCUUGACGAGACAACCGAAACUAAGCUUAAACGAGAUAACAGGUCCCAGCUCUUCUAGUGGUGACAGAUCGCCUACAACGCCGAAUACAACGAAUAAUCCUCCCGGUACGUCUGAUAGUGUACCUAUGAAUAAAUCAGGCACUCCCAAGCGUGCACCGGCCUUGCCAAGCUUAAUGGAACAGUCUGAUUCAAGCAUUGCUACCAGCUUGAAUACGGAUGAUGCUGCAGACAAAAUACUGGCGACACAGAAGUACCAUAAGGAGGUGCAUCAAAAUCAUUUGCGGGACGUAAAGGCGCAUAUAAAAGAUUUACCAGGAGUAAAUAGUGGAUCGCAGACAACUGGACCUUCAUCUCUCAGCGAUGCAAGAAGAAAAUCAGGUCAACAAGUUCCUUUACAUCAGCCAGUACCUCGCCCACAACAUCAACCAUAUCAAACUAACAAGCCCAAGCUGAACAAACAAUUGCAACAAAUAAACAGUUUAAGAAGUCCCAUGUAUAUUCCAGCAGUUUUACGGAUGACUCAGGAUAUCAGUCGUUGUCAGUCAGCAACUAGCUCUCCCCAGAAUGACAUUUUCCCGCCCAAUUUAAACGACUCCUCUGAUAGCCAUCCCGGUGGUUCCCCAGAAACAACUCACUCUGCACAAAACCCUUUGGUUCAGCAUGCUCUUCAAGAUAAUUUAACUUCUACAUCAUCGAGAGGAUCGACGAACUCUGUUGAUUCGUUCAAAUCUACAGAAAGCUCGUCGCCACCUGCCAUGUCCCCAACUGGUCCAUAUACCAUAAGCAAAAGAAAAUACGAAACCAUAUUAAGACAGGCUCCUACCAGAAGACAUUGGGUCAAGGAUGAGCUCGUCAAUAAGUGCGGCAUUCCUACAUGCUCCAAGGUAUUCAACUUCUUCGAAAGAAGACAUCACUGCAGAAAAUGCGGUGGCAUAUACUGCAAAGAGCACACAUCGCAUUACCUCUACAUUAAUCAUCUAGCUCAGUUCACCACCGGUGGCCGUGGUACGUUGUCUAAAGUAUGUGAUAACUGUAUCGAGGAAUACAAUGAAUUCAUGAGGCAUGAAUUUGGAGUUAGCAUUAACCCAUCAUAUAACAAGAAAAUUUCUAAGUCACAGCCAUCGCAAAUUCUGAAUAAGCAGUCGUCUGGUGGGAAGCUUGACAAGCUGCCAAAGGAAUCUCUAAUGAAGUCCAUAAACAACCAGAAGUUGGGUGAUUCCACUACAAAUAGAAAUGACCAACCCGUUGGAAGUGUACCUGCAAACUGGAGUUGGAGUUCAUUUUAA